This is a messenger RNA of Spinacia oleracea (spinach), 1772 nucleotides long. RefSeq names its product protein GAMETE CELL DEFECTIVE 1, mitochondrial. The record is from RefSeq and is a predicted model, not a curated record. NCBI's taxonomy places the organism in Eukaryota, Viridiplantae, Streptophyta, Magnoliopsida, Caryophyllales, Amaranthaceae. The transcript has 3 exons. The coding region runs from base 226 to 1371 and encodes 381 amino acids.
AUCAUGUUCUAGGGUUUAGGAUUUUCAGUUGUCCUAGCUUCAAUCCCGACUCCCCUCUAUUUCCCCCUCUACCAUCACUGAUCAUCAAGCUCAAACCUUCAUCAAUGGAGAAAACCUCACCCUCCAUUUCAGAUUAACAUUAUUACGAAUUCAUUUCUGUAUUUCUAGCUGAUUCUUAGGACUUAUUUUUUUUCCUCUCUUCUCGUAUUCCCCAUUGCAAAGAGGAUGCAAUAUCUGAGUAGAAUCGUAUCGCGAAAUCCUGCUUCAAGUUACUGUAGCAGUGCAAGUGUUUUGUCGAAGUAUUUAUCAGAAAUCACCCCAUUUGGAAACCCUAAUCCCAAGCAUUUUACAAAUUCUAGAGGUUUCUCGAAUGAAUCGGAAAAUAGCGGAGGAAAUCUCCCAUGGGAUAACGUCAAAGGCGGCGAUGGUAGUGGUGGUGGGGGUUUCCAGUGGGAAGACAUGGGUUCAUCGUGGUCUACUGGCUUAACCAAAAGCCACUUUGACGGAGAAGCGGUGGGUCAUCAGGUUACUCCGUCAUCAGCUUCUGGUGGUGGUGGUGGUGGUGGAGGUGGUCCUCAAACGAGUUCCGUCUCUUCCAAUGAUCCCUUGAGUCAGCAAUUGAAGGAACUGCAACGCCAGGCGGAGAAAGCGGCGAAGAGACAGUUGGAUGAUGAGGAUGUGUGGGAUGAGAAGAUGCAGGAGACUAGUGUGUUGUUGAGGCAAAUCACUGAGCCUGGUGCUAGAGGUUCUUACUUGAAGGAUUCUGAAAAGGCGGAGAUGUACCGGUUGCAUAAGGAGAACCCUCAGGUUUAUGAUGUUGAAAGGCUGGCAAAGGAUUUUAGGAUUAUGAGGCAAAGAGUGGUUGCCAUUCUUUGGCUUAAGGAGCUUGAAGAAGAAGAGGAGAAAAAGCUUGGUGAGCCUUUGGAUGAUUCUGUUGAGCUUUUGAUCGAUACUUUCCCUGAAUUCUUCGUUUCCCAUGACAGAGAGUUUCAUGUAGCCUCACUUCCAUACAAACCUGAUUUUAAGGUCAUGCCUGAGGGUUGGGACGGCACCACUAGAGAUCCUGAUGAAGUACACUAUGAGAUAUCAAAGAAGGAAGACGAUAUAUUGUAUGAAGAAUUCCUUCAGAGGUUUAACUUCAACAAGAUGAAGUUCAAGAAUGAGGUUAAAGUGCACAAAUAUAGUAGGAGACGCCCUUCAGAUGGUUGGAGUUUAGUAGUGGAGAAAUUAGGACCUCGAGGAAAGCGUGGAGGAAGUGGUGGAUGGAAAUUUGUGAGUCUACCAGAUGGAUCAACACGACCAUUGAACGAUACAGAAAAGAUGUAUGUGAAGAGGGAAACUCCACGUCGCCGUCGGAAAAUACUCCCGUAAGAAGAAGCAGAUAUUUAUUCAUAUCACAGCUAUAACAACCACUUAGUCAGUCAGCAUUUUUUUUGUAUGAUAGAGAGCGAGCUGUUGUCAUUGCUCCAAAUUUGUAGGGUUGCAAAGUCAGCACUUUUUGUAUCCUAGAAUCCAUCUGGUGUUGGUUGAGAGUUCCUUUGUUGACUAUGACGAAAACCAAAGGAUUUGGUGACAUCUCUCGUGCUGAAUAAAAUGAUCCUCUCGAAAUUUUUGAGUAAUUUUAAAGCUUGAAAACUAGAACUAGUAAUUUGACUGAAAUUCCCUUUCGGAGUGGAUCAUUUUGUCCAGUCCCGAGAUUGAUUUAUGUUUCCUCGAACCAAUAUUACACCAGCUUUUUAUUCCAAAUGCUGAUAAAUGUAGACGGUUUUCAA